This is a messenger RNA of Electrophorus electricus (electric eel), 2509 nucleotides long. RefSeq names its product transcription factor Dp-1, b (gene tfdp1b). NCBI's taxonomy places the organism in Eukaryota, Metazoa, Chordata, Actinopteri, Gymnotiformes, Gymnotidae. Gene Ontology annotation, cellular component: transcription regulator complex; nucleus. The record is from RefSeq and is a predicted model, not a curated record. Gene Ontology annotation, biological process: regulation of cell cycle; regulation of transcription by RNA polymerase II. Gene Ontology annotation, molecular function: RNA polymerase II transcription regulatory region sequence-specific DNA binding; DNA-binding transcription factor activity, RNA polymerase II-specific.
AAGAUUAGUUUGAUGGCUAACUCAACAAUAUAGCUGGGCUAAGAGUUGUUUAGCUAAUCCAGCUAGCCAUCUAUCUUGCUUAAUUUCGCGUCAGCAGUAAUAACCAGCAUAAAAUUUGAUAUAACUUGUUUCGCAGCGACAUCCAGAGUAGACUGCUGCGAGUUAUGAUGAGGACAUGAACCGUGGAAACAUAGCCAAGAUGUGAAAGGUCUUAAGUUUCUCUUACUGUUGACCAGACAGGGAUCAAAGAUACACAGCUGAAAAGACCUUCUUGCAAUAUCAGCAAGAGACUGACACAAUGGCAAAAGAUGCUGGGCUAAAAGAGAGCAGUAGAGAGCUGAAGGUUUUCAACACUCAGAACGUCAGUCCUGGAAAAGGUACUGCUAUCCUGUCACUCGUCAACAUCCAUCCCUCCAUUACCGGAGUCAAACAGAUAAUGCCCAAAACGCUGGCUACCACAAGCGUGAACGUAGUGCCACACAUGGUGAUUGGUACUCCUCAGAGACCGACUGCCCCUGGCAGCACCGUCCUGCUCACCAGCCCCCGGACUCCGAGUGCUCAGUUCCUCACUCCGCAAUCACAGCCCCCGGAGUCUUCACCUUGGUCCACGGGUCGCAGUAGAAAAGGGGACAAGAAUGGAAAAGGCUUGAGGCAUUUCUCCAUGAAGGUGUGUGAGAAGGUCCAGAAGAAAGGCAUCACCUCCUAUAAUGAGGUAGCAGACGAGCUGGUGGCAGAGCUGAGUUCUACCGACAACGUCUCUCCCAACGACUCGCAUGUUUACGAUCAGAAAAACAUCCGGAGACGUGUGUAUGAUGCACUGAACGUCCUAAUGGCCAUGAACAUUAUCUCCAAAGACAAAAAGGAGAUCAAAUGGAUAGGCUUCCCCACCAACUCUGCUCAGGAAUGCAAGGACCUGGAGGCCGAGCGCCAGAAGAGAAUUGAGAGAAUCAAGCAGAAGCAGGCUCAGCUUCAAGAGCUUAUCCUACAGCAAAUAGCAUUUAAGAGGUUGGUGCAGAGGAAUCGAGAGGCAGAGAAGAAGAACCAUAGAUCUCCUCCACCCAACACAGUCAUACACCUCCCCUUCAUCAUCAUUAAUACCAGCAAGAGGACCAUCAUUGAUUGUAGUAUCUCCAAUGACAAGUUUGAGUACCUCUUCAAUUUUGACAACAUGUUUGAGAUCCAUGAUGACAUUGAGGUGCUGAAGCGCUUGGGCAUGGCAUUUGGCCUGGAGGCUGGCAGAUGUUCCCCAGAACAUCUGAAGAUUGCACGCACCCUAGUCCCCAAAGCCCUGGAAGCCUACGUGAUUGAAAUGGCACAGGGAUCCUUGAAUGAGACUAAUGGAGGCUAUUCUCGUACAACCAGUGAUAAUGGUGCUGCUUCUGCUGCCAUGGGCUCCAAUUCCACCAGCUCUCGUGACACACCCGCGUCCUUCCUGGACGAUGACGAGGAGGAGGAGGAGGAUGAGGAGGAGGAGGAAGAGGACUUUGAUGAGAAUGAUGAUGAAGAUUAGCAUCUGGGCCACAUUUUUCUUGACUUGCUUCCAACAUGAUGGGGCUUGGGCAGAGCCAAAACGUCUCUGAUCUUUCUGUUGGGGCCUCCGGAACCCUACUUAUUGUAUACCCAAGCUCAGUGAGUUACCAUCCACUGUGAACAGUCUUCACAGCAACAUGUGGCUGCUUUGUGCAGGACCACAGUGGUACUUAAAUGAAAUAGGUAUUUCUGCUACCUUCCUGUUAUUGUCACCAAAUUUUCACGCUCUGUUCUUCUGUUUUAAAGCUAUGUUCCUUAACAGCGUAAUGCUGUUUUGAUCCUUUUGUCGGCAGGGAUGAUUGUUUGUACAGGUCACUUGUAUUCUCCAAAGAUUCACAGAUGUAUAAUAAUGUGAUCUGACUCACCACAUGGACUUUAUUACCCCUUAAUCUGAUAUGUCAGAAUUUUGUACCUUUGCUUCACUUUGAUACAGGCAACUAUUUUGAAUAACCUGGGUGGUUUUUAGAAAGACUGCAGCAGAAUACACUUCACCCGGGGUGAAAUUUGUAAGGUUUAUUUUAUUUUUCUUAUAGACAGCAUGUAUAAUUAAGGAAUUAAUUUGGAAAUGACAAGAUUCUUUCUACAUUUUCUAUAACUCAGCAGAACAAGUGUGCUACAGAAAAUACAAUUCUUAUAUGGGCUGAGAAGAAAUUUGUUUUAAAAAUGGUAUUGUAGACUUCUGUAUUCUUAUAUUAGGAAGACCUUUCUUUAAAAAAUGUAUUUUUACUAUGAUGGAGUUUAAGCUUCAGAUGUUUCUCAAUGAAAGAUUGGCUAAUGUAUAUCUUUAUUGCAAGCGUUUUGUUUAGCAUGUACAUUUUAAAUACAUUUUUAAAUGAACACAAUACAUUUUUGAGUGAUGCAUCCAGGUUUGUUCCCAGUGCUCAAGGUCAUUCUUUCUACACUGGGAUUUACAGAACAAGAUUAAGAAUCUUGAUGUUUAAAUGUCACACACACAAAAAAAAGACUAAACCCCAAGUAU